Molecule: messenger RNA, 2416 nt
Organism: Orcinus orca (killer whale)
Lineage: Eukaryota; Metazoa; Chordata; Mammalia; Artiodactyla; Delphinidae
Gene: FERD3L
Product: Fer3 like bHLH transcription factor
Exons: 1
Coding region: 464-955 (163 amino acids)
Biological process (GO): developmental process; regulation of transcription by RNA polymerase II
Molecular function (GO): RNA polymerase II transcription regulatory region sequence-specific DNA binding; protein dimerization activity; DNA-binding transcription factor activity, RNA polymerase II-specific
Source: RefSeq, a predicted model, not a curated record
ACUCUGAAGCCAAGGAGAAGCCAGAGCGGUGGAAAACAUCCUUGCUUUGAAAAUACAAAGCUAAAUUAAAGAACUACGUGAGAUAAGGAGCCUGAAGAAUAUUAGUUGGCUGCGGGGGUGUGGAGAGACACAAAAAGCACAGCAGGUAAGGGCUGGGAGUUGUUGCCAAGAAGGAACUGUCCCAGGUGGCACAGCAAAAAGGAUCGCAGAAUUGGAGGCCUGUCCCUUUGAGUCUUCCAUGCGUGCUCAAGCUUGUCUUCUUCCAUCAGUUUCGAGAGGAGCGACGUUGUCAGAGCCUUCCCUGUCGGUGCAACUAAUCCUGUUAUCAGCUUGGUUAUAAAUAUUAAUGUCCCCUGGUCCUUCGGUGAUGGUGACCCAUCAGAUUCAGGGCUAUUAGGAAGCCCAUCACCAGCCUCGCCCCUCCCUUCGAGAAACCGAUGCGACGCAGGGCCAAGCCGACGCGAUGGCAGCCUAUCCCGAGAGCUGCGUGGACGCCACCGUGCUGGACUUCGUCGCAGACCUGUCCCUAGCCUCCCCGGGGCACCCUCUUCUCUGCGACUUCGCACCCGGGGUCCCCUAUGGAGACCACCAGGACCUUGUGCUCCGAGAGGAAGGACCCAGGAGUCUGGCGCGUUUUGAGGACGAUCCAGAAGAAGAGGAGGGUGAAGUAGAAGAGGGGGGAAACGGGGAGGAAGAGGAGCACGGGAGAGGCGCCUCCCUGCUGGGCCGCCCCAAGAGGAAAAGAGUGAUCACGUACGCCCAGCGCCAAGCCGCCAACAUCCGAGAGAGGAAGCGGAUGUUCAACCUCAACGAGGCCUUCGACCAGCUGCGGAGGAAGGUACCCACUUUUGCUUACGAGAAGAGGCUGUCUCGGAUCGAGACCCUACGCCUGGCCAUCGUCUACAUUUCCUUCAUGACCGAGCUCUUGGAGAGCUUCGAGAAGGAAACCGGCUGAGCCAGUGUGGGAUGAAAGUGUCUGCCCCCUCCUCGCCUGGGCGCGCGCGGGUUUGGGGUGUUUCGGGACCCGGCAGUGGGUGUGGCUGAAAGGCCAGGAGGGACGCUCCAAGACAGAACGUCUGGCCUUCGGGAGCUUGGUUCUGGAUUAUAAAAUUCCCACAGCCCUCGAGAAGCGUGGAAGCCGUAGAGUUAAUAUAUACGCGAUCGCUCUCAGCGGAGUGUGGGGCAGGAGCGGGCAGGGCAAGUUAGGACUGGUUAAGAAAGAGUUGGGGCAGUCGAGGCCCACGCCCCAAAGCAGCUUUUGUCAGGCGGGUGGGACGUUAAUCCUCUCCGAAAAGGAAGACUUCGGGGGCUUCUAUGGAGUCCCAUAUCUCCCUCCUUCUUACGUGUGUGUGUGUGUGUGUGUGUGUGUGUGUGUGUGUGUGUGUUUUAAUGUAAAUAUAAAAGAGGCAUUCCUACUUUUUUUUUUUUUUUUUUUUUUUAAGCCUCAAGAAUCGGUGCUCAGCCAUCCCAGGCAGGCACUGCGCUCCGGCCGUGCUCUUAGGGAGGCCUUGGACCAGAAACCCGCGAGGAGUGCGGUACUGGGUCUUCUGAGAGGCCAAGGGGCUCCGGAUCUCUCCUCCGGUCCUCUUAGGCUUGUCGACAGGCAGAAUGAAGGAGAUGAGAAAGGAAGGGGAGUCGAAGGGACGGGCGACCUCUAAAAAGGAACAUUAUCCCCCCCCUUCCUUCCCUCCCCCUCCCUUUCCCUCCCCUUAGGCUCAGAACAGCAACCCUGUUAUGGACGCUUGAACCCAGAGGUGACUGCUCCGGCCCACGAGCUGGAGGUGCACCUGGGUUUACAGGGUGUCUUGGGCGCCCCGAGCCUUUACCGCCCGCGGGUGCUUUCCCCUGUCGCCUACAGGGGGGAAAAGGGCUGGGUCCUCCCAGGGGCAGCGACACCUGAGUGCGCACUUUCAAAUUUUUAGCUGAAGGUAGGGAAAGAUAGCUAUUAUUCUAUUCGCAUCUAGGGACAGGAGAGACAAAACGUCAGAGGAGGAGUUGCAUUCUUCCACUUUGCCAAAAUGUGUGCGAUGGAGAUGAGGUUGAAGCAGGACCAUGCUGAGGGGCUCCCUCGAGUUUGGACGGUCUGCCAUUCCACAGUUCUUCCUUCUGGGCAACCUGCUAACACCUGAACUGGGGUUCUUCAGACAGGAGUAGGUAAGUGAGGAGAGGAAGCGGAAUGAAUAAUGCCCAUCUAACUGUAAAGUCCGUAAUCCUAAAAAUAAAUCCUGUUAUUCCAACACUUUAUUUUGCUCUCACUUCUCACAUCCUUGCGCGGAGGCACACAGACACACACAAAUCUCCCUAUCAUACUUUUAGAAAUAUAAUUCAUUUUAUUAAGAAGUAAUAUAUACUCAUCCCAAAAAGUUUGGAAAAUAAAAGUUUAAAAAAGAAAUAAAAUUUAAAUCACUCCUCAUUA